AUGAAGUCUUUCGUGUUUGUUGCACUUGCGAUCUUCGGAUCUCUGAUCACAAGCUCUUACUCCCAUAUAAUACCCCCCACUCAGUCGCUCGCUACAUCAAACCUACUACUUAGUCGUGAUACGAAUGGGCUACAGGAAAAUGUUACAUGGGAUAAAUAUUCGAUGUCGGUGAACGGAAAGAGGCUCUAUAUCUAUAGCGGAGAGUUCCACCCAUGGAGACUCCCAGUCAUUGAUCUUUGGCUGGAUAUUCUGCAUAAGUUAAAAGCACUUGGGUACAAUGCCGUCUCGGUAUAUGUUCACUGGGGUCUAGUUGAAGCCGAGCAGGGAGUCUUCAACUUCAAUGGCAUCUUUGACUGGGAGCCAUUUUUCGACGCAAUAAAGAAAGUAGGGCUAUAUGUUAUCGUCCGGCCGGGACCGUACAUCAAUGCCGAAUUGAGUGCCGGUGGCUUUCCAGGCUGGCGCCAGCAUGCCCCGGAGGGAAUCUACUGGCGUGUAAGCAACGAGGCCUAUUACAAGCAAAUAACUCCAUACAUCAAUGAAAUCAGCCGGCGACUUGCGCCACAUCAGAUUACAAACGGGGGACCGAUUAUUUUACUCCAGCUAGAGAACGAACUCUCGGUGGCGGCUGCGCCGGGAUAUGACUGGCCGGCUAAUCAAUAUAUGGGAUAUCUCCGAGAGACCUUCAUCGAGGCCGGUAUCAAUGUUCCUCUCAUUCAUAACGACGUUACUCAUAAUGGUUACUAUGCUAGCUCGGGGGUUAUUGAUAUCUACACCUAUGAUACAUAUCCAAUCACUUGUUCAAACUGGAACGGAGCAUUGAGCCAAGGGGACUGGGACAAGCAUUUGAGCUUUGCUCCAGGACAUCCCCAUUUCCUGGGAGAGAACGGCGGCGGGUUCUAUGCCCAAUGGACGGAUGCCAACAAUAACUGUCCUUCAUUUAUGGAUCCAUUCGUAUUUCGUCUCAUGUAUAAAAACCAAUACUCAAUGUCUGUGACAGCGAUGAACAUUUACAUGAUUUACGGCGGCACAAACUGGGGUCAUCUUUCAUUCCACAGAACCCCCACAACAUAUGACUUCGUAACCGCAAUAUCGGAAGAUCGAUCUAUUGCCAGGGAGAAGUAUUCCGAGAUGAAGCUCCAGGCACAUUUAUUUGCUGUCUCGCCUGCUUUCCUAACCACCAGACUGUUGGUGAAGUCGACGAAUUCUUAUACUAGUAAUACUGAUGUCGUUGUUUCGUGCACAAAGGAUGAAAUUGGUAAUAAGACUGCUUUUUGGACUGUGAGACACUCAAGCCCGUUGUCGCCGAAUAUUUCUCAAUUCAACUUGACGAUUCCUACAAGUAAAGGGGAAAUUACUAUUCCGCAGCUCUCAGGCACUCUCACCCUCCCGGGGAAAGACUCGCGGAUCUAUUUAACAGAUUAUGAAAUUGGGCCGCACAACAUGCUAUACUCCUCUGCCGAGCUUUUCACAUGGCAGAAGGUUGACGAUACUUACGUCGUGGUUCUCUAUGGCUCACCGGGAGAAAUCCAUGAGACUGCAUUCACAUUUUCUGGCAAAGCACCUAAUAUAACUGUUCUACGAGGCAACGCACUUCUCGAUAAGCGGAUAAGUAAUGACACCGCUAUCUUCAACUACAACUCAACCGGACAGUCCGUUGUGUCAAUCGGCCGGGAUAUCAAACUUUACCUCCUCGAUAAGUUUGAAGCGUAUAAAUUCUGGGUUCCGGCGCUCUUAUGCGGUGGGGAGGGAAAUGUCAUCGUCAAAGGGCCCUAUCUUGUUCGUGAUGCCUGCAUCAUUGAUUCAACCCUUCACAUUUCAGGAGACACCAACGCUACCGUUCCAAUAGAGGUGAUUGCGUCCAGAAAGGUCAGCUCAAUUAAAUGGAAUGGCGAAGACAUCAGUACAACUAGAUCGGCCACCGGCACUCUUGUCGGGUUGAUCACAUUUACCAGCCCGGAAAUCAAUAUUCCUAUCCUGAGCGAACUCGAAUGGAAAUCUAUCGACAAUUUGCCGGAAGUCACCUCGGGUUAUGAUGACUCAAAAUGGGCAGACGCAUCAAACACCACAACAGUCAACGGUGUCCGCAACCUAACGACUCCCACGGAUCUUUACUCAGGAACAUACGGGUUUCAUACAGGAUAUAUACUAUACAGGGGCCACUUCACCGCUACCGGGAACGAAACCGAAUUCUACGUUCAAAUGCUAGGUGGAUGGGGAUUCGGAUAUUCAGUCUGGCUCAACGAGAUUUUUAUUGGCUCUAAUCCAGGGUCAGCUUCCAAUCACGGUGGUCAAAGUACAUUCACAUUUAGUCAAUUGGCAGCGGGGACAGAGAAUGUUGUUACAAUUAUCUACCAACAAAUGGGAUACAAUGAGAACGAAUCAGGUGGCAUUACAAAUCCGCGAGGUAUCUGGAACUACAAUUUCGGGAGCGCAACGCCAGCUGUCACUUGGAAGAUCCAAGGAAACCACGGAGGCGAGAAUUACGCGGACAAAGCGCGCGGACCCUACAACGAAGGAGGUACAUAUGCCGAACGAAAAGGCUUUCACCAACCUGGUGUCGAUACGACUUCUUGGCCGACGCUGUCUCCGUUCAAGGGGACGGAAACCGCUGGCGUGCAGUUUUACACUACUGAGUUUGAACUGAAACUGCCUCCUGGUUAUGAUAUCCCCUUGUCAUUCAACCUUACCGCCUCUGCCGACUCCCGUAUUUUGUUUUUUGUGAACGGAUACCAGUUCGGGCGAUACAUUGGGAACUUUGGGCCACAACAUUUAUUCCCUGUACCUGAGGGUAUACUGAAUUAUCAAGGGGAAAAUACAGUUAGCGUGGUGAUCUGGGCUCAGGGCGAGGCGGGUGCGCAUAUAUCGGAGUUCUCCAUUGUGAAAACAGGCGUGUAUCAGACAGGACUUUGGAUGAUUAGGAGCUCUCCCCAGCCAAGAUACCUUGAGAGGGGAGCUUUCUAG
Messenger RNA from Morchella sextelata, 2961 nucleotides. RefSeq lists its product as uncharacterized. Gene Ontology annotation, biological process: carbohydrate metabolic process. Gene Ontology annotation, molecular function: beta-galactosidase activity. The record is from RefSeq and is a predicted model, not a curated record. The transcript has 19 exons. Gene Ontology annotation, cellular component: vacuole. Lineage: Eukaryota; Fungi; Ascomycota; Pezizomycetes; Pezizales; Morchellaceae. The coding region runs from base 1 to 2961 and encodes 986 amino acids.